This is a messenger RNA of Trichoderma asperellum CBS 433.97, 2397 nucleotides long. RefSeq lists its product as uncharacterized. The record is from RefSeq and is a predicted model, not a curated record. NCBI's taxonomy places the organism in Eukaryota, Fungi, Ascomycota, Sordariomycetes, Hypocreales, Hypocreaceae.
GUCAACAUGUUUCUCCAGACACACCGGCUCCCGGACUCUCGAGCCUCUCCGGAGACAACAAUCAUCCCCCUUUGGACGGCCAGCAGCUUGACCGCCCUUCAUGCGUGCCUCCAAAACCUGUGUCUGGCUGCUCUCGACCAUUGGCGCUGUUGCGGCCAGCAGCACCUCGUCAACGGCCGGAGUCGAGUCUCUUGUCAAACGUCGUCUUCCGAACCACGCAAACUCCUUUGAAUUUGCGCUUGAGCCGUCAUCACAUGCAUCGCCUCUUACCAAUGAUAGCUAUACGGUCUCCUCAACAAAGCAUGGAAAGAUUCGAAUUGAGGGCACCACAACGAGUGCCUUGCUGUCAGGUCUUCACAAGUAUCUGUCCAGCGAGGCAAAUGUUGAUAUCUGGUGGUAUAUCGGAAGCCAGUUGGACCAAGCUCCGAGGAACUUGCCAAGGCUCAAAUCUCCUCUCACAGGCACCAGCGUAGUUCCUUACCGCUAUCACUGGAAUACUGUCACGACUUCUUAUACGAGUGCCUUCUGGUCAUGGGAGGAUUGGGAGACGCAGUUGGACUGGAUGGCGCUUCGCGGAGUUAAUCUGGCUCUUGCCUGGAUCGGUGUCGAGAAGAUUUUCAUUGAUGUCUUUACCGAUAUUGGCCUCAACGAGGAAGAGAUCAAUUCCUUCAUCAGCGGACCUGCCUUCCUUGCAUGGAAUCACUUUGGAAAUAUUCAGGGUUCCUGGAACGGCAACAUGCCUGACAAUUGGGUAGACGAUCAGUUCGCCUUGCAACUCCAGAUCCUGGAUCGCAUGAAGGAACUCGGCAUUACGCCCAUUCUGCCGGCUUUCCCAGGAUUCGUACCACGUAACAUCUCUCGCGUGUUUCCGGGCAUUUCUCUUUCCACGAGCCCUCUCUGGGAAAAUUUUGCAGAAGAUUUCAGUGCGGAUACCUAUGUCAACCCCUUUGAUCCGCACUUUACUCAACUCCAAAAACUCUUCAUUGGCAAGCAGCAAGAACUAUAUGGCAAUGUGACAAAGUUCUGGACCCUUGAUCAGUUCAACGAAAACCAGCCACUCUCUAGCGAUUUGGGCUACCUUCGAAAUGUCAGUCAAAACACCUGGACUGCCCUCAAAUCUGCCUCGCCGGACGCAAUUUGGGUGAUGCAAGCCUGGUUGUUUUCCGCAGACAGUGCAUUCUGGACAAAUGAUGCCAUUGAGGCUUUCUUGGGUGGUAUCACGGAAGAUUCAGACAUGCUGCUUCUCGACUUAUUCGCUGAAUCAGCUCCUCAGUGGCUCCGUACCAACUCUUUCUACGGCAAGCCUUGGAUCUGGUGCGAGCUUCAUGACUAUGGUGGCAACAUGGGCUUAUACGGCCAAAUCGAGAACGUGACCAUCAACGCUAUGCAAGCUGUGCGAAACUCAAGCUCUCUUGUCGGAUUUGGUCUGACCAUGGAAGGCCAAGAGGGUAAUGAGAUCAUGUAUGACCUGCUGUUGGAUCAAGCUUGGAGCUCUAAGCCCAUCGACACCGAGACUUACUUCCAUGACUGGGUCUCGGCCAGAUAUGGAACGGAAAAUGUGAAGAGCUUGUAUACCGGAUGGGAGCUCCUCCGUCCUACCGUGUUUAAUAACACAAACUUAAAGGUCAAUGCUGUUCCCAAGUCAAUCUUGGAGCUGAUCCCCAACAUCAACGGUCUCCUUGGCCGUGUCGGUCGCCAUGGCACCACAAUCACAUACGAUCCUGCUGUCAUGGUUGAGGCCUGGGCAGAGCUCUUCAAGGCCGGCCUGGAAGAUGUGAAGCUGUUUGGCAAUCCCGCGUACCAGUACGAUCUUGUCGACUGGACCCGUCAAGUUCUCGUCAACAAUUUCGACGACCUCUACAAGGACCUUGUUACGGCAUACAAUAGCUCCGCAAGCGCCAGUGAGAUUAGAUCUCGCGGAUCUAAGCUCACUGCUCUACUGAAGACUCUUGAUGCAGUUCUUGCUACCAAUGAGAAUUUCCGACUCUCAACCUGGAUUAACGCCGCUCGCGCAACCAACCCGUCAAACACGAGCUUCCUCGAGUACAACGCCCGCAACCAGGUCACUCUGUGGGGGCCUACUGGGCAAAUUGAAGAUUAUGCAUCGAAGCAGUGGGCUGGAUUAGUUGGAGAUUAUUACCUCGGACGAUGGGAACAAUUUAUCGACUACCUUGCGACAACCAAGCAUUCAAACUACAACCAGACUGCCUUUUAUCAUAAAUUGCAGGCUUGGGAGAUACAAUGGGGUAAUCAGAUCUCUGGCAAAAGCUCCAAGGCUACGAGCACAGGGGGCAACGGAGUCCAGGCCGUGCUGCAGACAAUUAUCAAAACCUGGGGCAACCUUUUUAUAAUAGCAUAGUUACUUAUAAUUCCAUAAUGGAGCUAUUUUUUUACAAC